Messenger RNA from Brettanomyces nanus, 489 nucleotides. It is a transcript of the gene SNX3, whose product is annotated as Sorting nexin-3. The record is from RefSeq and is a predicted model, not a curated record. Bases 1 to 489 code for a protein of 162 amino acids. NCBI's taxonomy places the organism in Eukaryota, Fungi, Ascomycota, Pichiomycetes, Pichiales, Pichiaceae. The transcript has a single exon. Gene Ontology annotation, molecular function: phosphatidylinositol-3-phosphate binding. Gene Ontology annotation, biological process: late endosome to Golgi transport; endocytic recycling. Gene Ontology annotation, cellular component: early endosome membrane; retromer complex.
AUGCCAAUGGCAAAUCCAUUCCAAUCGUUUUCAUCAGCGGUCGGACGAGACAGUAAUGUGAGAGAGCAUAAGCAAACAUUCGACGAGCUCUACGGAGAGCCGGAGAACUUUUUAGAGGUUGAUGUGAUUAAUCCGAUAACGUAUGGAUCCCAGCCUUCCAAUAUGUACACAGACUAUGAAAUCGUGUGCCGUACAAAUAUCCCUGCGUUCAAAAAGAAAUCAUCGCGGGUCAGAAGGCGAUACAGCGAUUUUGAUUCAUUCCGGAAGGCUCUCCAGCAUGAGACUACGAGAGUGGUGAUUCCCAAGCUACCUGAUAAGUCGAUCCUGACUUAUUCGCAAAGAUUCAACGAUGACUUCAUAGAGGAGAGACGUCAAGGAUUGGAGAGGUUUCUUAAUAUGGUGGCCGGUCAUCCGCUACUGCAGACGGGAUCUAAGUCCUUGAUCAGCUUCAUUCAAGACGACGUAUGGGAUAAGGACAGGUUUGUGUAG